Molecule: messenger RNA, 977 nt
Organism: Triticum aestivum (bread wheat)
Lineage: Eukaryota; Viridiplantae; Streptophyta; Magnoliopsida; Poales; Poaceae
Product: protein MODIFIER OF SNC1 11
Exons: 6
Coding region: 117-641 (174 amino acids)
Biological process (GO): poly(A)+ mRNA export from nucleus
Cellular component (GO): nucleus
Source: RefSeq, a predicted model, not a curated record
UGAAGAGGGGGGCGAAGAGGCGAACUCGAGCAGGAAAAAGCAGCAGCAGAGCAGAAUAUCUCUUGCCGCACACCGCGUCCGCGACCGUGACCUCCCUGCCCGACGAGCUCUCUCCGAUGGCAUCUCAGGAUUCCAAGCCCGCGCAAGUCCCGGCCACCGCCGAGCUCACGGCCCCGGCGGCUGCUGCCGCAGGGGAGGCGCCGAAUCCCACUUCCCCGACAGCAGCCCAAAACCCUAGCGCUGCCGCGGCCGCCGCCGCCGGUGGGGCAGCCACGGAUCUAGAGAAGAAGAUGCGCCGAGCGGAGCGGUUUGGGACGCAGGUGGUGAUGUCCGAGGACGAGAAGCGAAGCAGCCGCGCCGAGAGGUUUGGGACCGGAUCUUCCAAUGAAAAGAUGGAGGAGCAGAAGAAGAAGUCCAGAGCUGAGAGGUUUGGCCUUCCCACGCCCUCCUCUGAUGAUACCGAGGCAAAGAAAAAAGCCCGCUUAGAGCGAUUUGGUCAGAGCACAGAAGUUGGCAAGGCGGAAGAAGAGAAGCGGAAGGCACGGGCCCUUAGGUUUGCAGGAGCGCCUAGUGGGUCAUCUGAAGGAAAGGACAAAGACACCUCCAAGCCGGACACGGCUACUGUAGCUGGCACGGCAUAAUGGAAAACAGUCCCUGCCUUUUUGAGGGUCGUCUCAAACAUGCCCCUCGAGACGUCGGUGAAGCCGUAGUUUGUACAAGACUAACAACGCCAAUGGCGUCGAUGUUAUCGGAGCCAUUCGUGUGCUGUUUACUGUGUAGCGCUUGAUGACUUCCUUGCUGUACUCCGCUUGGAGCCAUUUGAGUGCUGUUUACCGUGCAGCACUCGAAGACUUCCUUGCUGUACUCGCUGGCAGCAUAGUCUGUUUGCUGCCUGGUCUGGGGACACCUGUGUACUACAGUACUUCGUUUCCCUUUGUAGUGGUACUACUUCUUAGCCAUGUACUCGUGUCUGUUCA